Molecule: messenger RNA, 3777 nt
Organism: Salmo salar (Atlantic salmon)
Lineage: Eukaryota; Metazoa; Chordata; Actinopteri; Salmoniformes; Salmonidae
Product: leucine-rich repeat-containing G-protein coupled receptor 4
Biological process (GO): activation of adenylate cyclase activity; hormone-mediated signaling pathway; adenylate cyclase-activating G protein-coupled receptor signaling pathway
Cellular component (GO): plasma membrane
Molecular function (GO): protein binding; protein-hormone receptor activity; G protein-coupled peptide receptor activity
Source: RefSeq, a predicted model, not a curated record
CAGGUUGUCCGGCAGGGUGCUUACAGAGUGAGCAAGAAAAAGCGGGCUGCUGGUGGCAGAGAGCAAAGGAAGGAAACGUGAGGAAUGGCUGAAAGCUGACUGUGUUUUUCUACAGGAAACAAAUCAGGAGAGGGAAACGAUAGCAAAAAUAAGUCACCAAGUGUUUCCCAUUUCGGUUGCAGAAUUGUAUUGAGGCUUCUUAUUUUGUCCACGCACGGAUCCGCCUGGUUUUCUGAUUUAAUGGGACAACGAAAACGGAAAAAGCAAAAGGUGCCAAUUUUCUCGUCUGUGUGGACGGGUGCUACUUAUUUUUAUGGGACCAACACUCCACACGGGAUGAAUAGGAAUAGGAGGACACUUAGUGCAAGGUAAACCGCAUUGUUUGAGUAAAGAAAAUGUCCCAGAUUUGACAGGGGUAGUUAAGGAUAUAUGUUUGGUGGGACUGAUGCAUUAACAUGUUAUAUCCUUGAAGUGGUCGACUACCUAUCAACAAGAAUACGUAUUCAAGCUUCUUGGACAAGCCAUCACAACAGAGCAGUCACAUGAAAAGUAGCCUACAUGUCCUUAUAAGAGAAAAACGUAAAGCCAUUUUUGCUCAGUCUGAACAGAAGAAGAACAUGCGCGUGUUUGUCAUCUGGAUAUUUUUGCGGUUGUUUUCACUACGGGAUGGUGCGGCUGGUCAAGGACAAUCCACUCCGGCUAUUUGUUCGUCCUCAUGCAGCUGCGACGAGGACGGAGGCGCGGAUUGCUCUGGGAAAGGUCUGACCACUGUCCCGACUGGUCUAAGCGCCUUCACCUACUAUCUUGACAUCAGCAUGAACAACAUCACAGAGCUCCCGGCGUUUGUCUUCAAGAACUUCCCCUAUCUAGAAGAACUACGACUGGCAGGAAAUGACCUCUCAUUCAUCCACCCUGACGCUCUGUCUGGACUACAUCAGCUCAAAGUCCUGAUGCUGCAGAAUAACCAGCUGAAGACUGUUCCAAGUACAGCUAUAAAAAACCUCUACUCUCUACAGUCUCUACGUCUGGAUGCCAACCACAUCACGACGGUGCCUGAGGAUAGCUUUGAGGGCCUGCAGCAGCUCCGCCACCUCUGGCUGGAUGACAACAGCCUGACUGAGGUCCCAGUGGGCCCCAUGAGACACCAGGCUAACCUGCAGGCUCUCACCCUGGCACUCAACCGCAUCACCCACAUCCCCAACAAUGCCUUUGCCAACCUCUCCAGUCUGGUGGUGCUGCAUCUGCAUAAUAACAGAAUUAAGGAGAUUGGGGAGAGCUGCUUCACGGGGCUAGAGAACCUAGAGACGCUGGAUCUUAACUUCAACAACCUGAUGACCUUCCCAGAAGCAAUCCAGGCACUACCCAAACUGAAGGAGCUUGGAUUUCACAGCAAUGACAUAGCAGCCAUACCUGAGGGAGCCUUCCACAAGAACCCUUUGCUCCGCACCAUCCACCUGUAUGACAACCCCCUGUCCUUUGUGGGAACUUCAGCCUUCCAGAACCUGUCUGACCUGCACUCCCUGAUGCUACGUGGAGCCAGUAUGAUGCAGGAGUUUCCCUGUCUCACUGGGACUAACAACCUGGAGAGUCUCACUUUGACAGGCACAAAGAUUUCUGCCAUACCGGUUGAGCUCUGUGAGGAUCUCAAGGUGCUGCGGACUCUAGACCUGUCCUACAAUGAGAUUGAGGAGCUGCCUUCCUUCCAGGGCUGUCUAAAGCUGCAGGAAAUAAGCCUGCAGCACAACCACAUCCAGCAAAUCGACAGGGACACAUUCCAGGGUCUGUCUGCCCUGCGCUUGCUGGACCUGAGUAGAAAUGAAAUGAAAACCAUCCACAGAGAUGCUUUCCUCUAUUUGACGGUGCUAACAAACCUAGACCUGAGUUUAAACUCGCUGACCAGCAUUCCAACAACUGGACUGAGUUCCCUGAACCAAUUGAAACUCACAGGAAACCUGCAGAUGAAAAAUGUAUUUACUGCAAAGAGCCUCCCCAAACUCAGGUCAGUAUCAGUUCCCUAUGCUUACCAGUGCUGUGCAUUUGUGGGAUGUGAUUCUUCAACAUCUUCCACUGAUGAGGAGGACAUCAAGAAGGUUACAGGUGGAGAAGAAAUGGAGAGGAUAUCGAUGGUAAUGCACUGCUCUCCCUCUCCAGGAGCCUUCAAGCCCUGUGAGCACCUCCUGGGCAGCUGGAUGAUCCGUCUGACUGUGUGGUUCAUCUGCCUGGUGGCCCUGAUCUUCAACACUCUGGUGCUGGCAGCCACCUUCUCCCGCCGGGCCUUGGCCCUCUCCCCUGCCAGGCUGCUGGUUGGCCUCCUGGCCCUCACCAACCUGCUAACUGGGGUCUAUGUGGGGGUGCUCACUGUCCUGGAUGCUGCCACCUGGGGCUCCUUCGCUGAGUUUGGGGUCUGGUGGGAGACGGGGGUGGGCUGCCGGGCGACAGGGGCCCUGGCGGUGUUCUCCUCCGAGUGGGCGGUUCUGCUGUUGCCCCUGGCGGCUGUGGAGCGCAGCGUGGCGGUGAGGGGGCUCCUGGGGAAGGCCAUCUCGCCCAGGAGGAGCAGCGAGAGGGGGUUCGGGAACAGACGCUUCGCCCUGGCUGCUGCUCUUCUGGGACUCCUGGCGGCUGCAGCAGCCUGCCUGCCCCUCUUCAGUACCAGCGACCCUUCAGCCUCCCCUCUCUGUUUACCCUUCUCUGGCGGUGAGGGCCCUGCGCUGGGGGUCACUGUGGCCCUGGUGCUGCUCAACGCUCUGGCCUACCUGUUCACAGCAGCAGUGUACACCCAGCUCUACUGUGGCUUGGGCAGGGUGGAGCUGGCAGACCAGGAGCAGGCAGGGGCCGUACGCCACGUGGCAUGGCUCAUAUUCACCAACUGCAUCUUCUUCUGCCCUGUUGCAGCCUUCUCCUUCGCCCCUCUACUGGCCAGGUCUGGCACCGCGGGGGGCCCUGAGAUCGCCAAGUCCGUCACGCUCAUCUUCUUCCCCCUACCGGCAUGCCUUAACCCCGUGCUCUACGUUUUCUUCAGCCAAGCCUUCCGGGAGGACUGGCUGCGGCUGCGGGGCCAUGGAGCUGUGGCCCGGGGGGUGAAGGCUGGGCAGUGUGCGGGGGGCUCUGGGGUCGUGGAUGGGGACGGGGACUCCUCCACACGGCUGGGCUAUGACUGUGGGGUGUACUCCCAGCUCUGUGGGGAGACAGUCAUGUGUGAGCGCUGCGAGGCGGCUCUACACGCCAGGACCUCUUCCUCCUCAUCAUCAGUCUGCAGACACUUGGUGAAGUCCCACAGCUGCCCUACCCUCUCGGCUGGUGCGGCAGCGGGCCAGCGUACGGAGGGCUACUGGGCAGACAGCGGCACCCUCUCUGCCCAGUCAGAGUACGCUGACGAGGGGGACUCGUUUGUGUCCGACAGUUCCGACCAGGUGCAGGCCUGUGGACGAGCCUGCUUCUGCCAGAGCCGAGGACUCCCUCUGGUCCACUACGCAUACAACAUACCUCGCAUCAAAGACUGAGAAACUCUUCAGAUGUGUGUGUGCAUCUGUGUUUGUUUGUGCGUGUGCGUGCGUGUGUGUGUGUGUGUUGGACACUAUAACAAAAAGAAAGGUUUGUGAUACACAACAAAACAUGUGCAGGGUCCGUGCACACAAAUCAUUCAGGAAGCACUUCUUUAAUCACUGUGUGAACCAGACUCAACCGUCACAAAAAGGGAAUCUGGCAUUAAAUUAGACUUCUCUGAGACCUGAGACUUUUGGCCAACACUUGUUUUGCCCUUCAGGAUUUAGAACUGAU